AUGGUGUGUGCAGAAGUUGUACAACAAAACAACCUCAAUCUCACCGAAGCCCUAGUUAGACAAAUUGGGUUCUUGGCGAUUUCUCAAACCAGAGCCAUGAGAAAAGCAGCAAUGUAUUUCGUCGAAGCCGGAAGAUUUACAGAUUAUACCCUCAAAACCCACUCGACAACUCUUUAUCGGAUGCUCUUCACAUGCACUUUUGCGAGCUUUAGCUUUGAGAGUCGGUGGUCUGCCGGCGAUCGGACCUCCCGGUCACGAGACUCUGAUCAUCUGCAGGAAGUUGGUUGGAAGUUAGCUCAAUUAGCUGAAACGAUUCACGACGUAGAGGAGAACGACGAGUGUUUGAUGUUGGGAUAA
This is a messenger RNA of Hibiscus syriacus, 357 nucleotides long. RefSeq names its product DELLA protein GAI1-like. Lineage: Eukaryota; Viridiplantae; Streptophyta; Magnoliopsida; Malvales; Malvaceae. The coding region runs from base 1 to 357 and encodes 118 amino acids. The transcript has 2 exons. The record is from RefSeq and is a predicted model, not a curated record.